UAGAGAGCCCAUUAUUCGGCCACCCGUUCCAUCCUCAGACACAUCCCCGUUAUCCUCUGAUAGAUUUGGAGUAAGAAGAGAGAAGAGCCACGAUGGCGUCGAUUUCAGGGAUGCUCGCGACCACCACCAUCGCCGUCUCCAAACCGAGGCCGUGGCGGCCAUCGCCUCCGAGUUUGGGUGGCGCCGGAGGAAACGGUGGGCUGGUGGUGGAGUGCUCGUCGCGGCCGAAGAAGAAGGCGACGGCACACCACAUGAAGACGCGGCCGAAGAAGACGCAGCCCUGGGACGUCCGCCGCAAGGGCCCUACCAUCUACCCUCCCCUUCCCCCGCUCCCCCCCGACUGGACUCUCGUCACCGAUGACCAGCCCCUCCCCCAGCCGCCGCAGGAUGCUGGAGGACUCUCCCCUGCUCCUUCGGCCUCUUAAAGGAUGGAUGGAGGGAUGGAUUCCCUUCUCUGUCUCCUUUAUCCAGUGUUGCUUGAUGCUAUGUCUGAGAGGUGUUUGUUGUUAUGCCCGUAUAACAAAGUUCUCGUUAUGUUAUUAAUUUGAUUGGGACUGCAAUCAUCCAUACCCUGCUUGUAUCAUGCUCCUUAUCGUAGUUAGAGAAUGUUGAUUGGUUUCCACUGA
Molecule: messenger RNA, 626 nt
Organism: Phoenix dactylifera (date palm)
Lineage: Eukaryota; Viridiplantae; Streptophyta; Magnoliopsida; Arecales; Arecaceae
Gene: PSRP6
Product: plastid-specific 50S ribosomal protein 6
Biological process (GO): translation
Cellular component (GO): ribosome; chloroplast
Molecular function (GO): rRNA binding; structural constituent of ribosome
Source: RefSeq, a predicted model, not a curated record